GUUCCAUACAGCAACUCCCACAAGAGACUGUCACUUCAACCAGCGCAUGUUGCACUACUAACAGAACUACGACAAUUUAGCUGUGAAUCUCUUCAGUUCUGAGGGAAGUCCUCUUGUUCAUUCAGGACUAGUGUGGACCCAGCAAACACACAACGUUGUCUUAACGUUGUCUCUAAGUUGACUUCGUAAAUGGAGUCUCACAGAAACGGAGCGAGUGGCUCUUCUCCAGACUUCAGUAGAAUACCACAGGGCUACAACAUGCAGCAGCCUGGACCUGGUCCCAGAGGCGGCCCUCGCCCUCAGGGCGACAGCAGCAGCAAGUUCGGGGUGAGGAUACAAGUCCAGGGGAUUGAGGGUCAUCCUUACGUUGUAUUGAACAACGGGGAUAGUAGAGCAGCUCUGCCGUCUGGUGGCCUGGAGAGCUACAGCAGGAACUGGGACCACCAGGAAGAGUCUGACAACACCCACAGCCAGUCUGAUUACACCUCCAUGGUGAAUGAUAGGCGAUCUCCRCUAGGAAGUCCCUAUAUGGAACGAUCUCCACUAGGAAGUCCCUAUAUGGGGCGAUCUCCACUAGGAAGUCCCUAUGUGGAACGAUCUCCWCUAGGAAGUCCCUACAUGGAACGAUCUCCGUUAGGAAGUCCCUAUAUGGAACGAUCUCCACUAGGAAGUCCCUAUAUGGAGCGCAGUAUUCCCAACCACCAGGGGGAGUAUGCUCGUGGAGGUUCUCUGACUGAGGUUAGGGAAUCACAGAGGACGCUGGCGUCCACCGUGUCCAUGUUCGACUUCCAGGAGCCACAGUUACAGCAGUUACAGAGGACCAUGCCGGCAUCUAAUACGGUGUUGAACUUCCAGAGACACCCAGAGCUGCUGAAACCUUACAACCCAGACUGGAACAGCGUUAGCCCCCUCAGCCCCCGCCUCUCCUCCACCCGAAGACUCUCUGUUCCCCCCACUCAGACAACCUCUGUACCUAGGCCGGGACAUCUCACCAGAGGUCUCCAGAGUGGGACAGGGGCCUCCCUGACCCAGGGGCCAGGGUCUAGACUAGGACCAGCCAGGAUCCCUCUGCCUGCUGAGGGUAUAGAGAGAGCCCCCACCCAGACCCAAGGCCCAGGCCCUGCCCUUGUCCCAGACCCCACCCAGACCCAAGGCCCGGGCCCUGCCCUUGUCCCAGCUCCCACCCAGACCCAAGGCCCGGGCCCUUCCCUUGUCCCAGCUCCCACCCAGACCCAAGGCCCGGGCCCUGCCCCUGUCCCAGCUCCCACCCAGACCCAAGGCCCGGGCCCUGCCCUUGUCCCAGCUCCCACCCAGACCCAAGGCCCGGGCCCUGCCUUUGUCUCAGCCCCAGGUCCCCACCACCAUUCUUUUACCACCUUACUAAGUCCCCCAAGCGAGGUUACCAACAUCCCCAGGAGGUCCCCAAAUACAGUGGACACAGAAACCAUCUCCUCCAUAGGUAGCCUUAUCAACCAGUUCGACGGCCCCCAGCAGAUGGRCCGAGCUGGGCCUAGGAGAGGGAGGAUAGCCCCUGAGGACCGGAGGAGGUCACGCAGCRUGGACAGUAGGCGACAGCGAAACUCAGACCCAUCGGACCCCUCCAGCGCUGCCUCGGCCGUCAGAGGGACCAGGGGAGAGACUCCAGGGGGAGCAACCAGCGCUCCCGGAUCACCUAAGGGGAGAGGGGCCAACGGACCCUCCACUCUGAUGUUUAAUAAGCUCCAGUGGGAGAAGGAGGAGGGGCCUAGCGUUGUGUCACCUAAAGCGGUGAAGGUACGGUACAGAGUGGAGAAGACCUCCCUGAGCAGAUCCAGAUCUCUCAACCACACAGAGGAGGAGUCAAAGAGAGAAACUCAGGUCAUCACUCCAGAUCUUUUGAAAGGUCAGAGGGGUCUGCAGCAGGUCUCAACUGAAACACAACGACCAAAUGAAGACACCACUAAACAGAUACUGUUCACUUACCUCAAUGAUGGGACCACUGAUUUAACCUCCACCACUCAGAAGAAGGUGAACCUGGUGUUUGACAGAAUCAACCAACUGAAGUGGAAGACUGCAGAGAAUGUGGAGGAGGAGAUCAGGGAUUAUACUGCAGAGGCCAAGGAGCUACAGCAGAAAGGAGCAGAACUGGAGAGAGAGGUGUCAAAGCUGAAGACACAGUUGGAGCAUAAGACCAAGAAUGGUAGAACCCUAGCGGAGGCAUGUGAGAAGGCUCAGACGGACAUGAAGACUGUUCAGGAGGAACUGGACAGGAGACACGAGGAACUCUCCACGCUACGGGAUAGGCUGGCUGGGAUGGAGGCGGAGCUUGAAGUUGCCAUAGACGAGCUAGUCCAGGUGAAGGCAGAGAGAGAACAUGGCCGUACAGAGAUGAAGGACCUCCAGCUGCAGCUGUCGGAGAUGCAUGAUGAGCUGGACCAGGCUAAGAACACAACACGGGCAGAAAGCACAGAGAAACAGCUCCUUCUGAAGGAUCUGGCCCAACUGCGGUUGGACUUCCAGGAGCUCAUUCAGGUGCAGGAGGAGCAGGAGGAGGUGCUACACUGGAGGGAAAGGGAGCUGACUGCCCUGAAGGGAGCGCUGAAGGAGGAGGUGGAGAGUCAUGACAAGGAGCUGAGCAUUAUGAAGGAGGUGUACGACAAGGAGGCGCAGAAGCUACGAGAGGAGAUGGAGGAGGUGAAAGAGAGUAACACAGUGCUGGGCCAGGAGAAGAGGGAGGUGGAGGAGGAGAGAGGGGAGGCCCGGGGCCAGGUGAAGGAGCGGAUCCAGGAGAGAGAGGAGCUUAGGGGACAGGUAGAGGAGCUGGAGAGCAAGGUGGACCAGCUCAACCUCGACAUCAAGGAGUCCAAAACUCUACAGAGACAGCUGGUGAAAUGCGUAGAGCAACUCAAGCGAGAGAAGCAGCAGGUGGAGGGAACGCUGGCGGAGGUGAGGGAGAAGGAAGACGAGAUCAGCCAGGCAAACAAAGACCAACUAAUAAAGCUGGAGAAUGUACAGAGCGAGAUGACCCAGCUGAACCACCAGCACAGGGAGGUGAAGGAGAGGCUGAAGGAGGAGAGGAGGAGAACAGAGGAGCUGAGGAGGGUGAAGAGUGAUCUGGACGAGGAGAGGAGACUGCAGAACGGCACUGUGGAGAAACUGCAGAGGGAGAUGAGUGCUAAGGUGGAGGAGUGUGAGGCGGCCACUGAGAAGCUCCAGCUGCAGGUUGAUGAAGUCAGAAAGAAGAGCCACACAGAGCUGACUGAGCUCCAACAACAGCUGCAGGAAAAGGGACUGGACCUGGAGAAAUCACAACAGACGACCAGAAAACUGCAGGAAGAGCUGCUUCCCCUGGAGCAGGGUCUAGAGCGGAGUCGUAGGGAGUGGGAGGAGGCCCAGCAGAGAGGCAGGCAGCUGGAGAGGAAGGUGGAGGAGCUGGAGGAGAGGAACGCACAUGCCCACGAGGACCACGCCCGACAGGUCAAACUCAUUGAGGGUCAGAUGGGCCAGCUGGAGCAGGAUCUGCAGGACGAGAGGAACAGUACAGAUCUCCUGAUGAACAGAGUGGAUCAAGGAAAACAACAGAUGGAGCAGAUAAGAGGUGAGCUGCUGCAGGAGAGAGCAGUCAGACAGGACCUGGAGUGUGACAAGAUCACUCUGGAGAGACAGAAUAAGGACCUGAAGAGCAGGGUGUCUCAUCUAGAGGGCUCCCAGAGGUCCAACCAGGAUGUUGUGGUCUCCAGACUGGAGGGGAGGAUCCAGGAGCUGGAGGGGAGGCUGGAGGGAGAGGAGAGAGACAACAUCAACCUGCAACAAGCCAACCGGAAACUAGAGAGAAAAGUGAAGGAGAUGAUGAUUCAAGUGAUGAUCAGCACAAUCUAUGCAGAACCAGAAAGACCAGCUGAACCAGAAGCUGAAGACAGCGAAGAGACAGAUGGAUGGGGCCGAGGAGGAGAUAGAACGUCUGGAGAACUCCAAGAGGAAGUUACAAAGAGAUCUGGACGAACAGAUAGAGACCAACGAUCAGAUCCUCAGCCAGCUCAACGCCCUGCGCUCAGAGAUGAGGCGUAAGCAACAGAAAUCAUCCCCGCUCCUGAUGAUCGAGAAGGAUGAUACUGUCUGUGAGGAUGACAUCAACUCUGACUGAAAGAUGCACUAACUUACUUACUUAUAGUACUCUGGCGCAUUCCCACUGGGAUACAAGGAGCUUUUCAUUCCCACUGGGAUACAAGGAGCUUUUCAUUCCCACUGGGAUACAAGGAGCUCUUCAUUCCCACUGGGAUACAAGGAGCUUUUCAUUCCCACUGGGAUACAAGGAGCUCUUCAUUCCCACUGGGACACAAGGAGCUCUUCAUUCCCACUGGGACACAAGGUCUCAAGGCAGCUCUUCAUUCCACUGGGUCCAAGGAGCUCUCUUCAU
Salvelinus sp. IW2-2015 is the source of this 4396-nucleotide messenger RNA. RefSeq names its product cingulin-like protein 1. The record is from RefSeq and is a predicted model, not a curated record. NCBI's taxonomy places the organism in Eukaryota, Metazoa, Chordata, Actinopteri, Salmoniformes, Salmonidae. Gene Ontology annotation, cellular component: bicellular tight junction; myosin complex. Gene Ontology annotation, biological process: protein localization to cell-cell junction.